Molecule: messenger RNA, 180 nt
Organism: Penicillium longicatenatum
Lineage: Eukaryota; Fungi; Ascomycota; Eurotiomycetes; Eurotiales; Aspergillaceae
Exons: 1
Coding region: 1-180 (59 amino acids)
Source: RefSeq, a predicted model, not a curated record
AUGGCUAGUGGGCACUAUACUAGCCCCGAGCAGGUGUUUCCAGCGACUGCGCAGAUGACAGGACUGGGUGCUAUCUCGGACGCCUUGGUCGGUCGUGUUCGGUGGAGCUCAAUUAGUGUGACUAGCGAACUAGACGUUCUCUUUGGAAAGGACCAGGCUGCUGGGAUCAAGUUCAUAUAA